CAAACAAUUAGGGUUUUUCAGGGGUUUCUGUUUCUCCCCAAAUUUCAUGCGAAAUUAACCUCCAAAUUCUACUUUCUUCACUUAUGGAAGCUCAAGUCGGGAUGUCUAGUCACGGCGGAGUUGUGGACGGCGGUACGGCGGUGAAGUUUUUGCAAAAGCAACAGCCGUCGCCACGUCAUCAUCAUCACAAACAGUCGGCGGAGAUAGGUACGGUGCAUCAGCUUCUAGCCGGAGGUAUUGCUGGAGCUUUUAGUAAAACAUGUACGGCUCCACUUGCACGCCUUACUAUUCUGUUUCAGGUGCAAGGUAUGCAUGCUGAGGGGGCGUUGUUGAGCAGGCCUUGUAUAUGGAACGAGGCGUUGCGUAUCGUUAAUGAAGAGGGUGUUAGAGCCUUUUGGAAAGGGAAUAUGGUUACUAUUGCUCAUCGUCUUCCUUAUACUGCUGUUAACUUCUACGCGUACGAGCAGUACAAAAAACUGCUAAAGUCAAUACCGAGUAUAGGAAACAACAGUGGAACUGCAGCUGCAGAUGCAUGUUUGCACUUUGUAGGCGGUGGAUUGUCAGGAAUAACAGCUGCUACCGCAACAUAUCCUUUAGAUCUCAUCAGGACACGGCUUGCAGCACAGAGAAGUACAAUAUACUAUAAUGGAAUCUCGCAUGCCUUCCGGACAAUUUGUAGAGAUGAGGGUGUUCUUGGCUUGUACAAGGGACUUGGACCAACUUUAUUGGGCGUUGGACCAAGUAUUGCUAUUAGCUUUUCUGUUUAUGAAACCCUGCGUACGUAUUGGAAAUCUCACAGGCCAAAUGAUUCCACUGUCAUGGUCAGUCUCGCAUGUGGCAGUCUCUCCGGCAUUGCAUCUUCAACAGCGACGUUUCCUUUGGAUCUUGUGAGAAGGAGAAAACAGUUAGAAGGAGUGGGUGGACGUGCCCGUGUUUACAACAGUGGCUUACUCGGGACACUUGGGCAAAUCAUUCGAACCGAAGGGUUACGUGGUCUUUACAGAGGGAUUCUUCCGGAAUAUUACAAAGUUGUCCCGGGUGUAGGAAUUGUUUUCAUGACAUACGAGACACUCAAGAAGCUUCUAUCUGAACCGCCUUCUUUUUAAGUAACAGUAACAGAGCAAUAGGUCAUAUCUAAUUUUGUCUCUACCUGUGAGUCUUCAUUUCUUUUCCAUCAUGACAUGAAGAUGAACUAGCUUUCCGUAGUGAUACACGAUCAGGGAAUGUUAUGGUUUUGUAGGUUACUUAUGGCACAGGUCGGCUAUGUCGUCAUUGUUGACCAGAGUUGAAUUUUUCUGUGUAUAGCUCGUAUAUUUGGAAAUGCUCGAAUCCCAGUUGAAGCGUCGUCGUGUUUCGGCUUGGGUGUAGAGCUGAAACCUGAAAAUUUUGAUAGUAUACUAUGUUUGUUUUAGCUGUUAUUUUUCUGUAUUUCAUUUUUUAAAUGAACUUAAAUAUAAGCUUCUUUCAGCUCGGGUUCAUUUGAACUUUUAGCAA
This is a messenger RNA of Helianthus annuus (common sunflower), 1494 nucleotides long. RefSeq names its product mitochondrial substrate carrier family protein B. The transcript is spliced from 7 exons. The coding region runs from base 84 to 1106 and encodes 340 amino acids. Lineage: Eukaryota; Viridiplantae; Streptophyta; Magnoliopsida; Asterales; Asteraceae. The record is from RefSeq and is a predicted model, not a curated record. Gene Ontology annotation, biological process: transmembrane transport.